CGAGACUUGGUCGCAGUCGCUCCCGGCUCACGGCUCCUUGCUGCACGCCGUAUGCUGUCGCCCGCACCACAAGUCCACGACCAGCACUCCCUUCAUAGACCCCCCUCCGGCGAAUCCCUCACCAAUCCAGCGUUCACACGUCCUUCUUGCUUCAGUCCACUCCAAGGUUAGGUGGACAAUAUGUCAAGCUCUAACCAGAUGUGUUCUGAUGGCAAGUUUGGGAGAGGUCCUCGGGAGCUUAGUGGUGCUGUGGACUUAAUUAGUCGCUACAAGCUGCUGAAUCAUCAUAGUUUCUUUUGCAAGAAGCCUUUGCCAUUGGCAAUUUCAGAUACAAAUUACCUUAACAAUGUUGUGGGUGACACAGAAAUUCGUAAGGGGGAAGGGAUGGAGUUGGACCAACUCUUUCAGAACUCAUGUUCAAGUGAGAAGACUGCUUACAUUCAGCCAUUUGACAUGGAAACACUAGGACAAGCAUUUCAGCUGCGAGAAACUGCACCAGUAGACUUGCCUUCUGCUGAAAAAGGUACACCAACCAUAUCUGGGAAAUCCAAGGUCAAGUCCAAGGAUAAAGUGAAGAAACAUAAGAAACACAAAGAGAAAGAUAGAGACAAGGAGAAGGAGCAGAAGAAACACAAACAUCGGCAUAAAGAUCGGAGUAAAGAUAAAGAUAAAGAUAAGGACAAAGACAAAGAAAAGAAAAAGGACAAGAGUGGGAAUCAUGAUUUAGGUGGUGAUCAUUCCAAGAAACAUGAGAAGAAGAGAAAGCAAGAAGUAACUGGAAGUUCAGCAAAUGUCCAAAAUCACAAGAAAACACAAAAGCACAAAAUUCAGUGAAAUUUAUGAUGGACUUCGUUAAUUGUCAGCAGUGCAUGUUUCUAUUUUAGUUCAACUCCAUUUAUGUUGUUAAUGAGUGGCUCUGAAGUGUUCCUUUUCCAUAUCUUUUCUGGCAAAGACGCAGUUAUCACAGAUGGAAAAUAUUUAAUACUACGACUGCUACAGAGGAAACAAGAUACCUGUACUGAUGGAAUAUGAGUCGUGUAUUAUUCCUUGGGAACUUGAACUUAUCAUAUGGAGUUGUAAAUUAUUUUGUCAUUUCGACUUAUGUUCACUUCAUCAUUGCCUUGUAUGAUCAUGUAAUUCAGAGACCGCAGAGCAAAGGUGGGCUGGGGCUUAGGGCUUAUUUGGAAACAAAGUAUUUUAAAACUAUAGUUUUGGAAUAAUAUGGUUUUAAGAUGUUAUGACAUAAUCGUAGUAUAUUUUACAUGACUCUUAACAAU
Messenger RNA from Zea mays, 1277 nucleotides. RefSeq lists its product as uncharacterized. The coding region runs from base 181 to 834 and encodes 217 amino acids. Gene Ontology annotation, molecular function: transcription coregulator activity; transcription factor binding. Gene Ontology annotation, biological process: positive regulation of transcription by RNA polymerase II. The record is from RefSeq and is marked provisional. Gene Ontology annotation, cellular component: mediator complex. The transcript has 7 exons. NCBI's taxonomy places the organism in Eukaryota, Viridiplantae, Streptophyta, Magnoliopsida, Poales, Poaceae.